This is a messenger RNA of Protopolystoma xenopodis, 369 nucleotides long. The record is from the annotation of a GenBank genome assembly. Lineage: Eukaryota; Metazoa; Platyhelminthes; Monogenea; Polystomatidea; Polystomatidae.
AUGUGUGCAUCAAGACACACACGGUCCUAUACUUUUCAGACUGGCGCACACCCUUCUUCAUUUCCGCCCGGGGUCCCAAGUCUUUUCAGCUGUUCUCGUCCCCUCGUCUGCCCAUCCCUCCCACCUUCGAGUCUCUCCUCGGGUCCUGAGUCCACUUGGGCCCAAAGAUGUCUUCAUGAAGUGUCAUUUUGUUGGAUUUCACACUGCAUGCCUUCGGGAUCACAGUGUGGCGCUCAUUCAGCCUGUGUAUACAAAUCUCGCGUUCGGCUGGCGAGUUUAUGUACCCGAUUGUGUGCAUCCGGAGGGCCAAGUCUUGCCUAUCUGAGGCCGGGCGAGGGCUGUCUCGAGCCUCGGGGUUACAUUCUUUGA